AUGUGCCCCAAAAACCGGUAUCUCUUGGCGGUUGCACUGCUGCUUCUUUGCUCGGGUGUAGUCCUCGGAUUGAGCCCCGUAACGGCCCCAGCCCUGUCAACGUUCGUAGGAGCCAAACCACCCGCCGGCACCCUCUGCUACCUGACCACGGUCCGGAAGGGGACGUCUUCACCGGUUACGAUAACUAAUCCAACCCCCCCAACUGUGGUUGCGUACGUACAAACAGCAGCGGACCGAUUCAGCAAGGUUAGCUACCGAAUGUUGCUGGUCAACGGAGUUCUUCCGGCGGCUCCAGCGUCCAUCCCAAUCAUUUUGACCACCCUCGGCGGAAAGUCCGUGUUUCCGUACAAUAUUGUGGUCGAGUAUUGGUGUGCAUAGGGUGGGUCCAAUAAAGGUGACGAUAAAAGUAAGGUU
This is a messenger RNA of Culex quinquefasciatus (southern house mosquito), 414 nucleotides long. RefSeq lists its product as uncharacterized. The record is from RefSeq and is a predicted model, not a curated record. The transcript is spliced from 2 exons. Lineage: Eukaryota; Metazoa; Arthropoda; Insecta; Diptera; Culicidae. The coding region runs from base 1 to 378 and encodes 125 amino acids.